GUGCACGGUGCGUUGAGAGAGAGAGAGAGAGGUGCGGCCAAGUCUCCCGCUGCCUUCCCCUCCCGGGACAGGAGGCGGUGCAAGAGGCGCGCUUGGGACAGUGGGAGGAGGGAGGGAAGAGUGGAAGGAGGGAGGGAGAUAGAGAGAGGGAGAGAGAGUGUGAGGAGGGAGAGAGAGAGGGGUAGUGCAGUGCGGGCAGCACCGAGUUGCUGAGAGUGGCGGCGAUGAGCGGCGAGCAGCGGGGCUCCAGCCGGCGGGGCAGCGCCGACCCGGGUGCGAUCCCGGCCGGCCGGGAGCAGUCGGUGUCCGCCGGCAGCUACUGGCAGGACCCGCUGGCCAUCGACAUUAGCCGCUGCGCCCUGCCCGCCCCCAAGGUCCGCAGCCGGGCGGUCCAAGCCGUCUAUGUGGUCAGCGAGACGGCGAGCCCGCAGUCCGAGGAAAGCCUCCACCUGCGCUGCCUCCGGGAGGCGUGUGUGGAUGCCGGCGCCGUGCUCGACACUGUGCCCAUCAGCCGCCUGGUGCUGGGCGAGACGGGAACUCUGGACUGCUUCUACAACGCAGAUGUUGCAGUGGUGGAGUUGACCGACCCGUACUACCACUCGUCACUCUUCUAUCACCUUGGUGUCCGGGAGAGCUUCAGCAUGACGAACAAUGUGAUCCUGUGCAGCGACAACAACGUAACCACGCUGCAGUCACUGCAGGAUAUCGUUUGUCAGAAAAAUAUGGACUCUAGUGGAAACUACACCUUCAUCCCGUACAUUGUGACACCGAGUGGGAAGCUCUUCUGCUGUGAAGCCAGCAUGAUGAAGGGUCUGACGGAAAUGUUCCAGCCACACUUCAACCUGGAGACUCUACUGGUGCCCUUGAUAGAUCACCUCACAAAAUUACUGGAGGAGACCCAGAUUAAUUCUUGUGAGUAUUUUCGGGAAACCAUUCGGAAUGACAUUCGCAAAGCGAGGGAGACGUACAACGGGCAGGAGCUGCGGGAAGCACUAGCACGGAUCCAGCAGCGCCUCGACAGCGUCGAGCUUCUGAGUGCGGACAUUGUGGUGAACCUCCUGCUGUCCUACCGAGACGUACAGGAUUUUGAUGGGACGGUCAAGCUGGUGGAGACGCUGCAGAAGCUGCCGACCUGUAGCGUGGCCGAGCUCCCCAUCAUCAAGUUCCAUUACUGCUUUGCACUGAACAGGCGGAACCUGCCUGGAGAUCGAGAGAAGGCCCUGUCGGUGAUCUUGCCAAUGAUGGAGACGGGAGCGCAGAUCUCCUCUGACCUCUACUGCCUUUGCGGGCGCAUAUACAAAGAUAUCUUCAUCAGCUCCAACUUCAUCUCCAGCGAGAGUCGAGACAAGUCCUGUUACUGGUACCGGAUGGCCUUCGAGCACGAACCCACCCUGCACUCGGGCAUCAAUGUUGCCGUAUUCCUCAUGGCCGCCGGACAUCGCUUCGACACGUCAUCUGAUCUCCGGAAAAUAGGAAUCAAGCUGAGCAGCUUGCUGGGACGGCAGGGGAGCCUGGAGAAGAUGCACUUUUACUGGGACGUGGGCUUUUACUUUGGGACUUGCAUCUUGUUCAAUGACCAACUCAAAAUGAUCCAGGGCUCGGAGAAGCUGUACCGUCUGAACGCCCCUGUCUGGUACCUGGCAUCAGCGAUGGAAACCUACUUGCUCUACAAACGCUUCAAGACCGACGUCAGUGAGCAGCCUUCUGCCCGACAGGAGCUGGUGGAUUUCUGGAUGGAAUUCCUUCUCUCAAUCUGCAGGAACAAAGCACCCACUGACAAAUUCCUGGUCCUCAUCCUGGAGCCAACCAAGAUCUUCCAACCCACCCGGAUCCUUGUGAACGAGAGUGACACAGACAAGGCUGUGAAGAUGUGCCACGUCUCACCCAAGGAGAAGAAUGGGAUCUAUACGUGGACCUUCAGCGCCUCCUCCAUCCGUGGUGUGAGUGUCUCAAAGUUUGAUGAGCGUUGCUGCUUCCUGUACGUCUUGCACAACUCAGAUGAUUUUCAGCUCUACUUUCCAACAGAAUUGCACUGCAAAAGGUUCUGCGAGCUGCUGAAUUAUUUCACUGACAAAACCAAGCUGGCCGCCGAUGAUGGGCUGAGACCGGCAGAGGAGCAGUUGGAGUACGGCUAUGAGUACAUUGAGAAUGGGGAGCGGCUGAUCCUCGGGAAGGGAACGUAUGGUGUGGUCUAUGCUGGCCGGGACCUCAACAGCCAAGUCCGCAUUGCGAUCAAAGAGAUUCCAGAGAGAGACAACAGAUACUCGCAACCACUUCAUGAAGAAAUCGCUCUCCACAAGCGCCUGAAACACCGCAACAUUGUCCAGUACCUGGGAUCGGUUAGCCAGGACGGCUUCAUCAAAAUCUUCAUGGAGGAGGUCCCGGGAGGAAGUCUCUCCGCCCUGCUGCACUCCAAGUGGGGGCCCCUGAAAGACAAUGAAGCCACCAUCGUCUUCUACACCAGGCAGAUCCUGGAAGGGCUGAAGUAUCUGCAUGAGAAUCAGAUUGUACACAGAGACAUUAAGGGAGACAACGUACUGAUAAACACCUACAGCGGAGUGCUGAAAAUCUCCGACUUCGGGACAUCGAAGAGGCUCGCGGGAAUCAAUCCCUGCACGGAAACGUUCACAGGAACCCUUCAGUACAUGGCCCCAGAGAUCAUUGACAAAGGACCAAGAGGCUACGGGAUGCCUGCAGAUAUCUGGUCUCUGGCCUGCACUGUCAUUGAAAUGGCCACAGGAAAACCACCUUUCUUUGAAUUGGGAGAGCCGCAGGCUGCUAUGUUUAAGGUGGGAAUGUUUAAGAUCCACCCGGAGAUCCCAGAGUCCAUGUCCAUCGAGGCAAAGACCUUCCUUCUCCGUGGCUUUGAGCCCAACCCUGAUCAAAGGGCCACGGCUGCCGAGCUCCUCAAGGACACCUUCCUCAGUCGGAAGAAAAAACUGCCCCCAAAGCCCGGUGAAUUUCAUCACAGCCUGUCCGUGCCUGCCUCGGCCCACCGCAAGGACGAGGCUGAGAGCCGUCAUCCCUUGGAUUUCAAGCGUACCCAGCCAGUGCUGUCGAGAAGCUGCUCGAUCCCAGUGCUGCCCAUCGACUGUGGCUCCCCGCAGGAGUUUCUAAGGUAAUGGCACCUUUUUACUGCUGAGGAGCAGGUGGAUGACAUCCCCUCCUCGCCCGAAGAAAACGCCGCUCUCUUCCUGCUGAAGAAGGACAGCGAGUGCCGGGCCACACUCUUCAAGAUACUGACGGAUGACUGCGAGACCGUGGUCUGGAAUAUUCUAGAAGCUCAGGCUCAGAGCUCCGAGCGCAAGUUGACGAGCGAACACAUCAGGCACCUGGUGACCUGCCUGAAGAACUACAUUCGCUCCCCGGACCGUGCGUUCAUGAGGAAAGCCCUGUCCAGCCUGAAGGCUGAGCUGCGCAUCAACAAGGGGGCGCUGAGUGAGAUCCAGAUUGUCCUGUUUAGCUUCCAGGAUGCUGUGAGGAAAGUUCUUCGAUUGCAUCAGAUAAAACCACACUGGAUGUUCGCUCUGGACAAUAUCAUUCGUAAGGCCAUGCAGAUAGCCUUUACUGUUCUAAUGCCAGAGCUGAAGCUACAGAUGGAGACCACGUCUGACCAGGACAAGGAUGACCGAGGCACCGAGGACCAGCCGGGCAAAUGGAGGGGGAGCCUGGGAGACGUGCGGGAGACGGACGAACUGGAGCUGCAGAACGACGGCGCUGGUACCUCGGGCGUGAGCACGCUCAGCCGCUCGGUCUCGUACGACUCCCAGCAGAACAUCUCCCCUCUCAUCACACAGCUCAGCCGACUACGGGCUGAAACUAACCGCCUUCAGGAGGACCUUGCAGAGAGGGAGAGAGAAUGCCAUGAGCUACUGUUGCACACCCUUCAUCAGAAAAACAAUGACAUUGUGCUGCUGCGGAAAAGAUCAGGAUCCAUGGAUGAUAAUCUCAGCUUCCAGUCAACUCUUGUGGAUUCCAAAACUGAAGAACUCACACAGUGGCUGCUAACAACACACGUUGACCAGCGGACAGUAGGCAAGAUUCUUGCCAACGGUUACACACUUCAGGAUUUACAGACUGAUGUGACAAAGGAUGACCUGAGGUACAGCCAGAUAAGGGGCGGAAUGCUGUGCAGACUCUGGGCUGCCAUCAGUGCCCACAGGGGGGUCCACGAGGCACAGUAGGGAGCAGGCACUGGCUGGACAGACGCGCUGUGCUUCUGAAACAAGGACACCAUCUACCAUUGGCUACAAAUUUAAAGGGCACAAUGCAGAAUGGACAGAAACCUGUGCUGCUGGGAGCACCAGGGGCUACAGGGUGACAGCUGUGGAGAGAUUAUGGGGCAGUGACAGUCUGCAUCUCCAGCAGCUUCAACUCUGGCCUGUCUCCCAUCACCAGGAAUUGUGUAUCUGGGAUUGCUGCAAGUGUAACUCCCGGUCGCACACCGGAUGAGUUUGGUGUGCAACCUCUAAGGACGCAAAUGUUCACAACUGACAUAUGAUAUACCAUGUUCACAGUUUAUGCUCACGUGUGACACUCGAUGCAAGGCUCACGGCCGACACACUUGUGUAAUAUUGGUGCAAGCGUUUACGUUGGCUAUGAACCAACCGUGGGUCCGUGCAGCCCGAGAGCAUCGCUGGGCUGGAAUAUUUACAGCCACGCUCUCCACAACAUGGUGGGUGAAGGAAAACUAUAUCCUCAUUUGGUUUCACAGGGAAGUCAUUUCCUACGAGAUUGGAUCACUCAUUUCCUCGCUUCAGCCUGGUUUUGCAAGGAUGCGUUCCCACAGAUUUUAUCAGAGGCUUCCUAGUCAUCCUUUGUGCCUUUGUCAGCACCUUUGCCCAUUUCAUAAUUAAUAGACUAGAGAGUUCAAAGGAAUUGGAAAGACAAGUGAUCAUCUUUGAUUGUUCUUUUCCAGGGCUGCAGCCUCCAGUGUUUGGGAGAGUAAUCUAACUCUAGAGUCUAGUGGUUCCCAACGUGGGGCGUACGCCCCACAGGGGGGCAAUUCGGAUUUUUAAGGGGGGCAAUUGAGCGCGACUGAGGAGGUCUGGGUCCAAAUUUUCAAUUUUAAUUUUUUUGGAUUUUCCAUCAGGUAAAUUUUCAUAUGUAGUUUAUGUUUCAGAUGUUAUUUUGACUUUUUAAAUGAUAAGAAU
Molecule: messenger RNA, 5153 nt
Organism: Leucoraja erinaceus (little skate)
Lineage: Eukaryota; Metazoa; Chordata; Chondrichthyes; Rajiformes; Rajidae
Product: mitogen-activated protein kinase kinase kinase 5
Exons: 29
Biological process (GO): protein phosphorylation; MAPK cascade; cellular response to stress
Molecular function (GO): MAP kinase kinase kinase activity; ATP binding
Source: RefSeq, a predicted model, not a curated record